This is a messenger RNA of Centropristis striata (black sea bass), 2079 nucleotides long. It is a transcript of the gene hey1, whose product is annotated as hes-related family bHLH transcription factor with YRPW motif 1. The transcript has 5 exons. NCBI's taxonomy places the organism in Eukaryota, Metazoa, Chordata, Actinopteri, Perciformes, Serranidae. The record is from RefSeq and is a predicted model, not a curated record. Gene Ontology annotation, cellular component: nucleus. Gene Ontology annotation, molecular function: RNA polymerase II cis-regulatory region sequence-specific DNA binding; DNA-binding transcription factor activity, RNA polymerase II-specific; protein dimerization activity. Bases 72 to 1061 code for a protein of 329 amino acids. Gene Ontology annotation, biological process: circulatory system development; regulation of neurogenesis; Notch signaling pathway.
GCAAACCUGUGCAGUCGCACGUCUGGAAGACACAACAGGCACACUGAAGGACUUAUUGUGGACGAGUCAAAAUGAAAAGGAAUCACGACUUUAGCUCCUCGGACAGCGAGCUGGAUGAGACUAUUGAAGUGGAGAAGGAGAGCGCGGAUGAGAAUGGGAACAUGAGCUCUCCUCUCGGCUCCAUGUCUCCCACAACAUCCACUCAGGUGCAGGCGAGAAAAAGGCGUCGAGGAAUAAUUGAGAAACGGCGCCGUGACAGAAUCAACAACAGCCUCAGUGAGCUCCGCAGGCUGGUCCCCAGCGCCUUUGAGAAACAGGGCUCAGCCAAACUGGAGAAAGCAGAGAUUUUGCAGAUGACUGUUGAUCAUCUGAAGAUGCUUCAUGCUGCAGGAGGAAAAGGUUAUUUUGACGCUCAUGCCCUGGCGAUGGACUACCGUGGUUUGGGUUUCAGGGAGUGCCUGGCUGAGACGGCUCGCUAUCUGAGCAUAAUCGAAGGCUUGGAUGGCACCGACCCUCUGCGGAUCCGCCUGGUCUCCCACCUCAACAACUACGCCAGUCAAAGAGAGGCUCACUCUGGCCUGAGUCACCUGGCGUGGGGCUCUGCGUUUGGAUCCCCUCCCGCCCACCUGACGCACCCCCUCCUCCUGCAGCACCAACAGGGGGCACCGCUGGCACCUUUACCCCGCAGCACCACCAGCAGCCCUCAAACUCCUCUAUCAUCCACAUCCACCUCUUCCGCCUCCUGUUCUUCUUCAUCCUCAUCAGCUGCAGAGACUCACGUCCCAGGCAGGCGGAGCGGCAGUGCCACCCCUCACUCGGACCAAGGCCCGAUCCGGGUGCCCCCCACCAGUGCGACUCCCACCACCGUCCCACACCCUGCCUUGGUCUCCUCAUCGGCAUCCAAGCUGUCCUCUCCUCUCCUCUCCUCCCUUUCGGCGUUCCCCUUCCCCUUCAGCGCCUUCCCCAUCAUCUCCCCCACCACCACCCUCAGUGCCCCGGUCCCCACAUCCAGUGUGGGCAAACCCUACAGACCCUGGGGAAUGGAGAUAGGAGCUUUCUGACUGAGAUGAAAACACCACAAUCCACAUAUAGACUCACCACCCAGCUGAGCUGGACUUUCAAGGACAAGACUUUUUAUUUUCCCAGCUAAGAAAGUACUAUUUUUUCUAUGAUGUUGCAGAGGAUACACCUAGCUGUAGGAUUUUUAUUUUCUUGCUGAUGUAUUGUGUUUUGUAUAGAAGAGAAAAACAGCGAGGAGGGAGACCACGACUAAAAAGCAACAAGAGUGAUUUAUUGUGAUUGAUCUCUGUUCCUGCCCACCCCCUUUUAGAAGUUUCACCCACUGUUGUCAGCCUAUCAGGAAUGGCUUUUCCAGAUGGUCAAGCAGUCGCCGCCCGUCAAGUUCCUGGGCGAAAGUGUCCCCCCCUUUGUUUCCCUCUGAGCUGAAACACUCAGUGUUGGUGCCCUGGUUGCAUACUGAGAGGGGGUGUGAGUGAGGGGCUUGAGGUGCUUCAGAGUCACCCCCUUUUUACAGCAUUUUAUGGGGUGGAAUAACCGAAACCAGGUGUUUGUUUGACUAAAAACUGGGAACAGAAGUUAGCUACCAGCUUGGUUGAAAUAAACAUGAUUUACCCACAACCUCUGAUGUUCAUAUGGCGCUCCAUUGUUCAAACUUGCUCCCCUACUUCCUCGCUACAGUAAAUUUUGUCUUGAGGCUUCACAUAUGUUUUACCACUUUCCACCAGCUGUUCUAUUUUUUUUUUUUUAAUUCUCAUGUAACUUAUGCUUGAGUGAGUUUUAUCACCUUGUCUACAAGUUAUGCUCUUGUACGUAUUCAAAGUAGCAUUAUAAUUAUCAGGAAGGAGCUUAUUUGUAUUUGUCACAGUUAAACAAGGCAUUACAACCCUGCUUUCCGUCUGAUAUUUUGGUGUCUCCUGGUGCACCUCACUGUGAGUUUGUAUAUUUUAUGGUUGUACAAAGCACAAGCAAGCACUGACAAAUCAGAUUUCUCAGCUUUUCAAAGUUGUUGCUGGUGGUAAUAACAACUUCCCUGUAAUAAAAGAGUUCUGUUAAAUCACC